UCCGCCUUUAUCGGGAUCUUCUUUUUGCUCCUUUAUCUACCAAUACAUGCUGGACACUCCUGAGUCAUAUAGUUGAAUCCCUACAGCUCCAGACACCCCUGGAGGACGGACUCAAAGAAUCCAGACAAGCAUGUAUGAAAAUGAUUAAACAUGUUUUACAACAAGUGCCCGUCCAAAUCCUUAGAAAUAUCAUACAAGAUAUGCGAGGACAUUUCCAAAGCUCCGAAUAUCUUCCUAUACUCGCCAUAUUGGAGACAUGGGGAAGUGGCCAAAACUGUGCAGCAGCAAGCUACUGCACCGAGGAUUCCCACUCUCCCCACGUCUCCAGGUGUCACGAAGGGAACGAUAGGAGUCAACCGACGGAUCCUGAGAAGACACUGCAUCCACGCGACCUUGACCAUACGAACAAAGCAACUAGACGGGUACUGACGGUGCCAAGCAAGUAUACUUACAGAAGAGGGCUUCGGAGACAAAAGAGAGCACCGCUCAAAGGGGAAUGUGCGGAAUGCUCGGCCCGUAUAUCACCGCUAUGGAGGGUUGGACCCGAUGGAAGAAAAAGUCUUUGCAACGCAUGCGGCUUAAGGUGGUCCAAGAAGAAAAGGACAGCGAUAGUGUAAGGCAUGAUUCACAUAUGAUUUGAAAUAUGAGGGGUACGCGUAUUAUUCAGCUGGGUGUAACCAUUCCAAAGCAGCAGAUGUCGAUGAGUGUAAGUGGCCUGU
This is a messenger RNA of Aspergillus vadensis CBS 113365, 719 nucleotides long. RefSeq names its product GATA-type transcription factor. Gene Ontology annotation, biological process: regulation of DNA-templated transcription. Gene Ontology annotation, molecular function: sequence-specific DNA binding; zinc ion binding. Lineage: Eukaryota; Fungi; Ascomycota; Eurotiomycetes; Eurotiales; Aspergillaceae. The transcript has 2 exons. Bases 135 to 617 code for a protein of 160 amino acids. The record is from RefSeq and is a predicted model, not a curated record.